AUGGAGGCCGGGCACAAGGCGCUGCCGGGCGAGGAGGCCGGGGACAGGCCAGAGAACGGCGGCGGGGGGUGGAACCACAAAACCAACCCCUUCUGGACGGCCGUCUUCGACUACGAGGCGGCGGCGGAAGAGGAGCUGACGCUGCGGCGUGGCGACCUGGUGGAGGUGCUCUCCCAGGACUCCACCGUGUCGGGAGACGAGGGCUGGUGGACGGGGAAAAUCGAGGACAGGGUGGGCGUCUUCCCCUGUGACUACGUGGCCAGCGGCCCCCCAGGCGGCCCCUACCCUCUGCCGCUGGAGAUCUCCUUCCAGGAGCUGCUGCUGGACGAGAUCAUCGGGGUGGGGGGCUUCGGGAAGGUCUACAAGGGCGUGUGGCGGGGGGAGGAGGUGGCGGUGAAGGCAGCGCGCCAGGACCCCGACGAGGACAUCGGCACCACGGCCGAGAGCGUCCGGCAGGAGGCCCGGCUGUUCUGCAUGCUGCGCCAUCCCAACAUCAUCGCCCUGAAGGCCGUGUGCCUCCAGCCCCCCAACCUGUGCCUGGUGAUGGAGUACGCCCGGGGCGGCGCCCUCAACCGAGCGCUGGCCGGCAGGAAGGUGCCGCCGCACGUGCUGGUGAACUGGGCCGUGCAGAUCGCCCGCGGCAUGAACUACCUGCACAAUGAGGCCGUGGUGCCCAUCAUCCACCGCGAUCUGAAAUCCAUCAACGUCCUGAUCCUGGAGAAGAUGGAGGACGGGGAGCUGGGCGGCCGCACGCUGAAGAUCACGGACUUCGGGCUGGCGCGCGAGUGGCACAAGACGACCAAGAUGAGCGCAGCCGGCACCUACGCCUGGAUGGCGCCCGAAGUCAUCCGGCUCUCGCGCUUCUCCAAGAGCAGCGACGUCUGGAGUUUCGGGGUGCUGCUGUGGGAGCUGCUGACCGGGGAGGUGCCGUACCGAGAGAUCGACGCUCUUGCCGUAGCCUACGGUGUGGCCAUGAACAAGCUGACGCUGCCCAUUCCCUCCACCUGCCCCGAGCCCUUCGCCCGCCUGCUGGCAGAGUGCUGGGACCCCGACCCCCACGCCCGGCCGCCCUUCGGGAGCAUCCUGGGGCGACUGGUGGCCAUCGAGCACUCGGCCAUGUUCUCCAUGGCCCUGGACGCCUUCCACUCGCUGCAGGAUGACUGGAAGCUGGAGAUCCAGCACAUGUUCCGUGAGCUGCGCGCCAAGGAAAAGGAGCUGCGGAGCCGGGAGGAGGAGCUGCUGCGGGCGGCGCAGGAGCAGAAGACGCAGGAGGAGGAGCUGCGGCGGCGCGAGCAGGAGCUGGCCGCCCGCGAGAUCGACAUCGUCCAGCGCGAGCUCCACCUGCUCAUGGACCAGCUGCACCAGGAGCGGCCCCGGGUCAAGGGGCGCAAGGGCCACUUCAAACGCAGCCGCCUCAAGCUGCGCGACGGGAACCGCAUCAGCCUGCCCUCAGGCUUCCAACACAAGAUCACGGUGCAGGCGUCGCCCACCCUGGACAAGCGAAAAGGCCCAGGAUCCAACGGCACCAGCCCCCCCGCGAGCCCCGUCAUCAUCCCCCGCCUGCGGGCCAUUCGCCUGCGGGAGGCUGGGCCAGGACGCAGGGGGUCCCGCUCACCCCCCCUCGUUGCAGUGACGCCCGUGGAUGGCAGCCAGACGUGGGGCCGCAGCGCGGGGCUGAAGAAGGAGGAGCUGGCGGGGAACAAGAAGAAGGGGCGCACGUGGGGGCCCAGCUCCACGCUGCAGAAGGAGCGGCUCGGCGGGGAGGAGCGGCUGAAGGCGCUGGGCGAGGGCAGCAAGCAGUGGUCAUCCAGCGCCCCCAACCUGGGCAAGUCCCCGAAACGCGCCCCCAUGACUGGGGGCUUCGCCAGCCUGACGGAGAUGGAGGAGUACGUGGAGGCGGAGGGCAGCACCCCCCAGUCCCCGGCUGAGCUGCCCCCCGGCAGGGCCGGGCCCCACAAGCGCAGCGCCUUGGCUCUCCUGGGCUGUGCCUCCAUCCUGGCCUCGGUGGCACUGGGCAGCGACCUGCUGGAGCUGGGCCGGGAGCAGGCGGGGGGGCCGUGCCCGCGGGGGGGCCGCGCCCAGGGGCCCCCCAGCUCCGUCACGCUGCUCUCGCUCUCCUCCCUCUCCGACUGCAACUCCACCAAGUCCCUGCUGCCCUCGGACGAGGAGCCGCUCGCCCCGGCCCCCAGGCCCCCGGCCUCCCCCCUCGGCGCCCCCCCCGCCCAUAACCCCCUGCUGGACCUCCGGGCCGAGAGCUUCAAGAGGGACCCGCGCCAGUCGCUGACGCCCACCCACGUGACGGCCGCCCAGGCGCUGCCCCGCGGGCACCGGCGAACGCCCUCGGACGGGGCCCUGCGCCCACCCGGCCAGCAGGGGGCGCCUGGGGCAGGCUCCCAGGAGACCCUGGACCCCCCUGCGCUCUUCCCGCCCCCAUCGCGGCGCAGGCCUCCCGAGAAGGAACCGGCCGUGGAGCGCCCCAAGACCCUGGAGUUCGCGCCCCGGCCCCGCCCCUCUCCCGCCCGCUCCCGCAUCGACCCCUGGAAACUCGUCUCCUUCGGACGGACUCACCGCUCGUCCCCGGGCAGCGGGUGCGAGACGCAGGGGGAGCUGGGCGGAGGCGGGGGGGAGCGGCCGGACCCCCCCAGUGCCCGCCAGACGCUGUUGGACAUAGACAUGGAGGGGCAGAGCAAGGACAGCACGGUGCCGCUCUGCGGGGGGGCACCGCACGCCGACAGCCUGGACGCCGACAUGUCCCACUGA
Molecule: messenger RNA, 2760 nt
Organism: Emys orbicularis (European pond turtle)
Lineage: Eukaryota; Metazoa; Chordata; Testudines; Emydidae
Gene: MAP3K10
Product: mitogen-activated protein kinase kinase kinase 10
Biological process (GO): protein phosphorylation; signal transduction
Cellular component (GO): cytoplasm
Molecular function (GO): MAP kinase kinase kinase activity; ATP binding; protein binding
Source: RefSeq, a predicted model, not a curated record